AUAAGCAGUUAUUAGAGAAGUGUACACAAAUGCCACACGUAGCUAAUGUUUUGGACCCUUUUCGUGCUUUUUUAUUUUCUAAAAAAUAUACACAUUUUAAAAGGUAAAUAUAAGCAAACAAUUCUUAAUACCGUUUCUCUUAGUAUUUCAAAAUAUAAACUAACGAGUUUUUAAUGACAAUCCCGAGCAAAAGUAAAUGUACUAAAUGAAAUGUGGUCAGUGUAAGUCAGGCAACAGAAAUCACGAAGCCAAUAUUUACAUCUAUCAGACUCACAAAGAAAGUAGCCCACGAGAUUAGAUAACUGUAAAUUAAAGCUGAUAGAGGGAGAAAAAUAUCAAACUACAUAAAACAUUUCCACUAAAUACAAGUUCCCGAAAACUUUCAUUGCUGCUCAUUCUGUUAAAAUCUCUAUACGCACAGCACAUGCUUUAUGGUGACUUGAAGGUGUAGGUGUGUCCGUCCCCCUUCAUUGGCGCACUCACGCGCUGCUGUCCGAUCACACACACACACACACACACACACACACUUCAAAAGAUCAGACGACGCGCAGGACGCUCACGGUCCCUCUAAACAAACCCUCCUGGAUAACUUCAUUCGGACUUUUCAGUCACUCUACCGCCCAAAUAUCAUUUGCUCUCCUGUGAGCGACACACAUCCUCCUUCUUGCCCUGAGAGUCCAAUUGUUGCCGUGUGUGUGUUGGUUGCUAGAUCUUGGAUGAAGGAGCGGAGCCCAUGCGGACUGCUGCCAUCUGACCCACUCUUAUCAAUGAAGCAGGAGAUCAUGGCGGAGGGUCCCCGGUGUAAAAGGAGAAAACAGGCCAACCCGAGGAGAAAGAACGUGCUGAGUUAUGAAAAUGUGGUGGAUGCCGGUUCAGGGUCCGAUGAGGAGGACAGACUCCUGGGUUCUGAGGGCGAAGGCAGUCCAGCAGGUGUGCAGAGUCUGGAGGCCUCACCCCGGGUGGCCCAUGCCCUGCUCUCCUGCCGUGGGGAUGAAGAAAAUGAAAGCCAGGAUGGGGCAGGAGCCCAUGUCUGGUGCCACGGAGACCUGAAUGGUUCAGAGGAGCGAAAAGCUGAGUACAACCCCAUGAGCCCUGACAUCUCUCUUCAUGGAAUUGGAAAUGGUACAGUUAAGGGUAUUGAUGCCUCUUCAGAGCUGGAAAGCUUCUUUGCCAAGAGGAAACUGGAUGACAGCGAGGGACAUGCAGCGAGUAUUGCGGAAUACCUGCAGGAUACUGUUAUUAUUUACCCAGAGGACCCAGAGGAGGGUACACGACUGGGCACGCCAGAGGCCAAUGGACAAGAUGAAAAUGAAAAUGAAAAUGAUCUGGCACUGAGGACGCCAGAUGCCUUUGCCCAACUGUUGACCUGCCCCUACUGUGACCGGGGCUACAAGCGGCUGACCUCCCUAAAGGAGCAUAUCAAGUACCGACAUGAGAAAAACGAUGAGAGCUUCCCCUGUCCUCUGUGCAGUGACACCUUCGCCUACCGCACCCAGCUAGAGCGCCAUAUGGCCACACAUAAGCCUGCCAGUGAUCAGCCUCAACUGCUAAAUGAAGGGGCUGGUAACCGCAAAUUCAAAUGCACAGAGUGUGGUAAAGCCUUCAAAUAUAAGCAUCAUUUGAAGGAGCACCUCCGCAUUCACAGUGGUGAAAAGCCAUAUGAGUGCUCCAACUGCAAGAAGCGCUUCUCCCACUCUGGCUCCUACAGCUCCCACAUAAGUAGCAAGAAGUGCAUUGGCCUUAUCUCUAUUAAUGGACGGGUACGCCAUGGAAUCAACAGCAAGCCUGGCUCAUCUCCAAACUCUGCUGCAUCCUCCCCUGGCAGUCCUGCCUUAGCUCAGCUCCGUCACAAACUGGAGAACGGCAGGUCCAUGAGCCUCCAAGACCCAUCUGCUCACCCAGACAUCAAGUCAGAGCCCAUGGACUUCAAUGAAUACCGUCUUAUGAUCGCUUCUCAACAAGAAUAUGGUGGGUCAGGAGCCUUUCUCAAUGGCAAUGGUCAUGGAGGUAGUCCUCCAGGGAUGCACGGUUCAUCUCAGAACUCCCAGCAACAUCUGGGCAUUGGGUCGGAUUCUCAUCUUUUAAGCUAUCCAGCGUUCAUCAACAACAUGAGUGAGGUUCAGAAGGUUCUUCAGAUUGUGGACAACACAGUUUGCCGGCAGAAAAUGGAUGGCAACCCUGAAGAGAUCUCUAAGCUCAGAGCAUACAUGAAGGAAUUAGGCUCCCAGAUGGAGGAGCAGAAUCGGGUACUGGCCUCCCAGCAAGGCUUCCUUGGCGUUGGUCACAACAGUCCCACCAAGACCAUCAUUGACUACACACUGGAAAAAGUAAAUGAAGCCAAAGCAUGUCUCCAGAGUUUAACAGAAGAUUCUAAGAGACGGCCUGUAGAUAUAAAAAAAGAAAGACCCAGCCAUGCCAUGGAUCUUCUAUCUCAAGAUAAAGCACAGGAGAGGGAUGCACAGUAUGCACUAUUCUCUUGUCAGUAUUGCAAGGAGACGUUUUCUGGCCCUAUUCCAUUACAUCAACAUGAGCGCUAUCUCUGCAAGAUGAACGAGGAGAUCAAGGCUGUCCUCAAACCUAAUGAUACUGUACCAACUGGCCGCAGGGGGCUUUUCGGCUCAGAGCAGCAUACUGGUGUGAUCCCCUCAUCCCUGGAGAGGAAUGCCACCAGCCCACUCAACCCCUACAAGGAUCACAUGUCAGUACUGAAAGCCUACUUUGCCAUGAACACUGAGCCCAACUCAGAGGAAUUGAGGAAGAUCUCCCUGGCAGUGGGUCUUCCUCAGGAGUUUGUGAAGGAUUCAUUUGUGCAAUGGAAAGCUCAAUCUCACCAUAGCUUCUCUAGGAAAAGAUCUCCUCCACCUGAGCGAAAUGGAGAGAUCAACCACGGCUUGAGCAGGGAGUCAGCAUUUGCCCGGUCACCUGUUUCUCUGAGCCAAUAUGGCGACUCGACAGCAGCGAUCCAAGCCAUCACCAAUGGGGAUUCAGGGCACAAGUUGUCCAAACUGCAUCAGUUUACAGGCAUCAGGCAGACAAAUGAAAAGCGACUUGAAACUGUGGACCACUUGAGAGGUGAGACACCCUCACCUUUGAAUCUCUCAUCAUCAUCAUCCAAACACUCGCAUAGCAGUUCAUACACCCCUAACAGCCUCGCUUCUGAGGAUGCCCAUGGGGAACCACUGGACUUGUCUUUGCCGAAACAAUUUUCCAAGACAGAAAGGAGGCCAAAACCGAAUGGUUUUUCUGUUGACCACACUAUCAACUCCUCUGCACAUGAACCAGGAACAGAGCCUUUAAAUUUGGCCCACAUCAAGAAGGAGUUCAAUGGACCCAACAGUUUGAGCAAUGAAAAUCAGCUGGAGAAAAGCUCAAGCCCCAUCUUUAGCAUACACCCUUUUGGUGGUGGGCACAUGUACACCUCGCUUCCGCCACAUGGAGCUUUCCCUCCUCCUACUUUCAUGUCUACAGCUCAAGCCAGCAUCCCGGGACUCAGGCCUUACCCAGGGUUGGAUCCCAUGAGUUUCCUUCCACCUAUGGCUUAUACUUACGCAGCAGGGGCAGCCACUUUUGCUGAGAUGCAGCAACGUCGGAAGUACCAGCGGAAACCAGGCUUUCAGGGGGAGCUACUGGACAGCGCAGGGGACUAUCUGUCAGGACUAGAGGACCUGACAGACAGCGAGUCGCUUCUCGCCCGGAAGAAGAUUAAGAAGACUGAAAGUGGUAUGUACGCGUGUGACUUGUGCGACAAAACAUUCCAGAAGACCAGUUCCCUCCUAAGACACAAAUAUGAGCACACAGGAAAGCGGCCUCACCAGUGCCAGAUUUGCAAGAAGGCCUUCAAACACAAGCACCACCUCAUCGAGCACUCACGCCUACAUUCAGGCGAGAAACCUUACCAGUGCGACAAAUGUGGCAAGCGCUUCUCCCACUCUGGCUCUUACUCGCAGCACAUGAACCACCGAUAUUCCUACUGCAAACGGGAGGCAGAGGAGCGAGAGGCUGCCAAACAAGAUAGCCACGACAAUGGCAGACCCCUGGAGCCCACGGAGCUCCUCAUGCGUCGGGCUUACCUUCAAGGCCUUGGACCCCUUGGCUUUUCAGAUCCAGAGGACCAGACCGAGGACAUCACACGAGAAAACACCAUCUUGAGAGAUGGAACUGAGGGUGGGACCAGGGAGGCAGAGGAGGCAUAUCUGGAAGUGACUGACAGGCAAGAGACAAGGUUGGUUGAAGAAGAGGAAAUGGAGACAGAGGGGCAGAGAUUUGACACUCGGAGCCCUGAUGGAACAGCAAAAGAUGAGAAAGAGAGCGAAGUAAUGGGAGGGACAGAGGACGAGAGCUCGGAAGAGCGGAAAUUGGCAAGCAAAAGAAAUCCUGACGGCGAGAAUGAGGAUGCUGAUUAACUACUGCAAUUCGGAAUAAGCUUCCUGUAUUAUUUGUUUUCUUUUUCCCUCAAGCUUGCAUCGCACCCUUCUUCCGCCCUUUUGGAAGGACUUUGAGCCAGAUUCUCAUUUGUACCACACUGCCAUAUCUUGGUUAUCUGAGCGUGCGCCUGAGGCUUGCACUCAUCGAUAUAAAGAGUGGAACUCCGAAAUCAGGCAUCAGAAACUAGGCUGGAACAUGAAGGAAUCCAUAUUAUGCAAAAAUACGAUUGUCAGAAUAAAAAUAAAAGAAAUGUUUUUAAAAUGUACAGAGUUUUCAGCCAGAAAGCUGUGCGGUUCUGAUUUCCAUAUAACUCCUGUGUUUCAUUGUGGUCGUAGCACAAGCCUGGAAAUUGCACUCUGAAAAAAAAAAGUGUUAGAAAAAAGGAAAAAUAAAAAACAAAAAAUUAAAUGAACAAAAAAACUCUUAGGUAAAAAAGGAUUGCCUAUAUGUACUUAUACUGCACUUGAAGAUGCAGUAGUGUGUCAGUGUUAUAUUUCAUUAUCACUUACUGUGAUACCCUUGGUUUUCCCUUUCUUUUCCUGACCAGCCAUUCAAGUUUUGGCGUUUCACCAUGGCUUUUUAUGAAGCGACUUUAACGAAAUAAUACCUAUAUGAUUCUUAAACAUACAAAGUCUUAAAAUUGGCCAGGGGUAGAUGGAAAGAGUUUGGGUAACUGUAAUGACGAAGGCUCAUUGUAUGAGGCGACGUCACAACGCCUGUGUUUUUUUCGUUCGAGAAAAGCCUUAUAUGCAAACCCUUUCACCUGUGUUUUCUGCAAGUGCCAUCCUUGUACAGUAUAAAGCGAAGUCAACUAGAGUUCUCUUUGCACCUGCUUUAGUAUUAAAUGAAAUAUUUCACCUUGUCGUUUGAAAUACCUAUGUCAGUAUUAGUAUAUCUAGACUGCAGUUGUUUAGUUUACAUAUUGUUUGUGCAAUUUUCUGUAUUUUCUAAAGAUCAUCUGUCAGUAUUAUCUUGAUUUGUUUUGUUUUGUUCAAUACAAAAUUAAUUUUUAUUUUAAACUGCCAUUUUAUUUAUGUGACUCAUUUUAUAUUUCCUGAUUAUAUUUAUUUCAUACUGUAGUGUACAGUAUUAUAGUUCCUUGAUAUAGAUAUAUUUUAGUAAAUAAGGAUCCUUACAAGUGGAGCAAAUUUUACGUAAAGAGAGCAUUUAUUGUAUCUGGAGCGAUUGCUGUGAAUUGCUCUUCAUACUACACUUACCUGAUGAAGGAGAAUCUACAAUUUGGGAACUUUUGAUACAAUAUUGUGAAAACACUGUAUUUUUGACUGAAAGGAAAAAUUCCACUUUAUUCAUCUUAUUUGUUUUUCCUUUUUUCCCUUUUUUAGCUAAAGAAAUAAAGGGGGGCUGUGGUUGUUGGGAUUUUUUUAAAUGUCUGUUGAAGUAUAAUUUAAUUUUUAAUUUGUAAUUUCUCUUGAAAAUGACCUUGCUCGAAUAAAUGUAGCCCAAUUUAAUUUUGAAAGCCUGUGUAACAUCUCACUUAUCAAGUCACUUAAAUUU
Sinocyclocheilus rhinocerous is the source of this 5940-nucleotide messenger RNA. RefSeq names its product zinc finger E-box-binding homeobox 2-like. Bases 717 to 4403 code for a protein of 1228 amino acids. Lineage: Eukaryota; Metazoa; Chordata; Actinopteri; Cypriniformes; Cyprinidae. Gene Ontology annotation, biological process: regulation of transcription by RNA polymerase II; anatomical structure development. The record is from RefSeq and is a predicted model, not a curated record. The transcript has 9 exons. Gene Ontology annotation, molecular function: RNA polymerase II cis-regulatory region sequence-specific DNA binding; DNA-binding transcription factor activity, RNA polymerase II-specific.